AUGAGUUUGCCCACAGAGUGUGAUGUGCUUGUCGUUGGCAGCGGCAAUGCUGGCUUCGCUGCAGCUCUUUCAGCCUCUCAAUCAGGAGCAAAGAGGAUCUUACUGAUCGACAAGUGUCCCAAAUCAUGGGCGGGCGGGAAUUCCUACUUUACUGCUGGAGCAUACCGAACCGUUCACCAUGGCUUAAACGACCUCUUGCCUAUUGUAAACAAUGUGGACACCAAGUUAGCAGGGAAGAUCGAUCUUGACCCCUACACGGAGAAGGACUUUUCUGAUGAUAUGUAUCGUAUCUGUGGAGGGAGAUCGGAUCCCGAACUUUCCAGAGCUUUGAUUAAAGAUUCCAACUCAGCCGUUAAGUGGCUAGCUCAGAAUGGGAUCCGGCUCCAGCUCUCCUUCAAUCGACAAGCAUAUGAGGUCAACGGCCGCUUCAAGUUCUGGGGGGGUCUCCAUCUCAAAACCCAGGACGGAGGUAAAGGUCUGAUCGAAGACUACCUCAAGAUUGCACAAAGACAAAAGAUUGCGCUCGCCUUCAACACAGCACUUACUGGUUUAUCGCCAGACGCCAGUGGCCAGGUCAACGUAACCGUUCACCGGAACCGGAAGGAGCACACCAUCAAGGCUGGGGCUGUGAUUCUCGCUGCGGGAGGCUUCGAAGCGAGCCCACGCCUACGGUGCCAGUACCUGGGUCCUGGCUGGGAUAUGGCCCUCGUGCGUGGAACGCCUUUCAACACUGGCGACUGUCUGGAAAUAGCCAUGCGAGACGUCUCUGCGCUUGCAGCUGGAAACUGGAGCGGGUGCCACUCGGUCGCCUGGGAUGCGAAUGCGGACCCCAACAGUGGGGACCGACUGGCAUCAAAUGAGUAUACCAAGUCUGGAUAUCCUCUAGGUGUCAUGAUUAACGCGCAAGGGAAGCGUUUUGUGGACGAAGGAGUCGAUCUCCGGAACUAUACUUACGCUAUAUUCGGGCGUGCAAUUCUCGCCCAGCCCGAGAGUGUGGCGUUCCAAGUAUGGGACUCUCGCACAAGUCCUUGGUUGAGAACGGAGGAAUACCGAGAGGAGCGCGUCGAGAGAAUUACCGCCGAUACCAUCGAGGAGCUAGCCAGUAAAUGUGUUCAACGAGGACUCCGCAACCGCGAGAACUUCAUCAGCACCUUGCGCGAGUACAACGACGCUGUCUAUGCUCAUCGGAAAGAGCAUCCUGGAGCCACCUGGAACCCGGCCAUCAAGGACGGGCUAUCAACACAGUCUUCCACCAAAAAACUGUCGCUGGCUAAGUCGAAUUGGGCGCUCCCAAUUGACCAGGGUCCAUUCCUUGCUGUCAAGGUCUCAUGUGGAGUGACCUUUACGUUCGGCGGGCUAUCUGUGGACCCGGAGACGGCGCAAUUGAAGAGUGCAGUGACGCGUGAGGGCAUACCGGGAGUGUAUUGCAUUGGAGAAAUGCUUGGAGGGCUGUUCUACUCGAACUACCCCGGUGGCAGUGGCCUCACCUCAGGUGCAGUGUUUGGCCGCCGAGCAGGCAAAGCAGCUGCUCAAUGGGCUACAAGAUCGUAUCAACAGAAUGGACAGUUGGCAAAGCUGUGA
This is a messenger RNA of Fonsecaea multimorphosa CBS 102226, 1581 nucleotides long. RefSeq lists its product as uncharacterized. Lineage: Eukaryota; Fungi; Ascomycota; Eurotiomycetes; Chaetothyriales; Herpotrichiellaceae. The transcript has a single exon. The record is from RefSeq and is a predicted model, not a curated record. The coding region runs from base 1 to 1581 and encodes 526 amino acids.